This is a messenger RNA of Megalops cyprinoides (Indo-Pacific tarpon), 1055 nucleotides long. It is a transcript of the gene nrgna, whose product is annotated as neurogranin (protein kinase C substrate, RC3) a. Gene Ontology annotation, molecular function: calmodulin binding. Bases 123 to 305 code for a protein of 60 amino acids. The transcript is spliced from 3 exons. Lineage: Eukaryota; Metazoa; Chordata; Actinopteri; Elopiformes; Megalopidae. The record is from RefSeq and is a predicted model, not a curated record.
GAGAGAGAAAACGAAGAAGAAAACGAAGGAAGGCAAGAGGUGUCUAGAGCAUCAUCAUUGACUAGGGCGUUUGUACACGGAUAUUAGGUAGAUAGCGGAGCUUUUAACUGUAUCGCCUAGAAAUGGAUUGUCGUAACGACCAGCACCCCCAGCCACAGGAUGAGGACAUCAUGGACAUUCCACUGGAUGAUCCCGAGGCCAAUAAGGCAGCUGCCAAAAUCCAGGCCAGCUUUCGUGGUCACAUGACCAGGAAGAAGAUGAAAGAUGACAAGCCCAGGGAGGAGAAGCAGCAGGAACGGAAGUAGCUGAAUGAGACAAGGACGCCUUGGUGCCUGAACAGGGAGGUCCCGGGGCCCAGGGGAGAACAGUGUGCCCACUGCAAUAACACCAUCCUCUUUUACCCUUGGGAGGACAUUUUCAGUGUAAAAACAUAUAUAACCUACAAACUAACUGUAGAGCAAGGUUUGGGGUGUGUCUUCUGAUCAGUGAGCUCUAUCAGACACUUUUCUGUUUCUUGUUGUUUUCAAUCAAGGUGGAUGUCAGUGACCCAAGCUAGUGUUUUUCACAGCAUGCAUUUAAAAAACACUUCUUUUGGUGCACUCUGGUGGAAAAAUAACCAUGUGUAAAUGUGAGCAGGUAGAUUGUUUCAUAAGAGAUUGUUUCAUACAGAAUCAGUUGCAAAGGUAUCCAUUUCUGUUCACAUUACCUGGUUACAUUUAGUCUUACAUUCUAUAAAUAGCAGGAGAAUUCUGUAUUUAAAUGACAUGACAGAUCAAUGGCUUUUCUAAGUUAUAGUGUGAUUUAUUGCCUGUUUAAUAAAGCUGAAUGAAAUGCAGUAAAUAUGACCCUGCUGUUUUGUGUACAUCUACAGUAUAUCACUUGUCAUGCCUCCAUAUAAAUUCAAGAAUUUGGAAGCUGUCAGUUAGACCUCACAUUCUCACAGGAGGCAAACCUAGAGUCAAACUGAACGGGUCCACCAUUGGAGAGUGCAGUGUUAUGAAUUGACAAUGGGUGUGGAAUGUUUUUUAUGUAUUAUUGUUUCAUAAGAAGGACCU